Bufo bufo (common toad) is the source of this 1933-nucleotide messenger RNA. It is a transcript of the gene PELO, whose product is annotated as pelota mRNA surveillance and ribosome rescue factor. Lineage: Eukaryota; Metazoa; Chordata; Amphibia; Anura; Bufonidae. The coding region runs from base 153 to 1304 and encodes 383 amino acids. Gene Ontology annotation, biological process: ribosome disassembly; RNA surveillance; nonfunctional rRNA decay. The transcript is spliced from 13 exons. Gene Ontology annotation, cellular component: cytoplasm. The record is from RefSeq and is a predicted model, not a curated record.
UGAAAGAAGGAAUUGUCGCCUCGUCGUCUCCCGCAGCAAGGACAGCAGGCGGCUCCCUGUUCAGUUGCUUCCUGCCGGCCUCGGGUGUAGAAAGAUGGCGGACGCAGGACUUCCGGUUCUGAGCUGGACACCGGCUGCUGGGAGAUGCGAGCAUGAAGCUGAUCAGUAAAGACAUGGAGAAGGACAAUGCGGGUCAGGUGACCCUGAUCGCGGAGGAGGCAGAGGACAUGUGGCACACCUAUAAUCUGCUGCAAGUGGGCGACAGUCUGCGGGCAACAACCAUCAGGAAGGUGCAGACAGAGUCAGCGACCGGCAGCGUGGGCAGUAACCGCAUCCGCACCACCCUCACCAUCUGCGUGGAGAACAUUGACUUUGACUCCCAGGCCUGUCAGCUCCGGGUCAAAGGCAUCAACAUCCAAGAGAACCAGUAUGUGAAGAUGGGAGCCUAUCACACCAUAGAACUGGAGCUGAACCGCAAGUUCACCCUGGCCAAGAAGCACUGGGACAGCAUCGUUCUGGAGCGCAUAGAGCAGGCCUGUGACCCUGCGUUUAGCGCUGACGUGGCAGCAGUUGUCAUGCAGGAAGGUCUCGCCCACAUAUGUCUCGUCACACCCAGUAUGACCCUUCUCCGCGCCAAAAUUGAAACCAGUAUCCCGCGCAAGAGGCGGGGCAACUGCUCCCAGCACGAGAAGGCUCUGGAGAAGUUCUAUGAACAGGUCAUGCAGGGAAUCAUUCGCCACAUAAACUUUGAGGUGGUGAAGGUCGUCCUUGUGGCGUCUCCUGGAUUCGUCCGGGAACAAUUCUGCGAGUUCCUCUUCCUCCGGGCUGUGAAACAGGAUCUGAAGACCAUUCUGGAAAACCGCGGGAAGUUCCUCCAGGUGCACAGCUCAUCGGGGCACAAGUACUCACUGGCAGAGGUUCUCUGCGAUCCGGUGGUCACCGCCCGCCUGGCAGACACCAAGGCCGCCAGUGAGAUAAAAGCGCUGGGGGAUUUCUACAAGAUGCUGCAGCACGAGCCGGACCGCGCGCUCUACGGGAUUAAGCACGUGGAGCGAGCAAACGAAUCCCUGGCCAUCGACACCCUGCUGGUGACCGACGAGCUCUUCAGACAUCAGGAUGUGGCGACUCGUAGCCGUUAUGUAAAACUUGUGGACAGCGUAAAGGAGAACGGAGGAGCCGUGAGGAUUUUCUCUAGUUUACAUGUCUCCGGAGAACAGCUCAGCCAGCUGACGGGGGUUGCAGCCAUAUUGCGGUUUCCGGUGGCGGACCUGUCGGAGGAUGAGUCCAGCUCUGGAGAAGACUAGGCGCCUCUGCGUCCUGCCCCGGGACUGGAGCAUCUCAACUGGAGACGGGCAGUGACGGAUAAUUAUUUAUUGGACUGGGGGUGGGGCCUGUGCACAGGGGGUGGAGCCUCAUUACUAUGGAUGGAGCGCAGGUUCCUCAGUUGUCAUUGACGGAUGAUGAAAUAAAUCCUGGAAAGCGACCGCUCGCUCUGUGUAUACAGGAACCACGUAUCUGACCGCUCGCUCUGUGUAUACAGGAACCACAUAUCUGACCGCUCGCUCUGUGUAUACAGGAACCACGUAUCUGACCGCUCGCUCUGUGUAUACAGGAACCACGUAUCUGACCGCUCGCUCUGUGUAUACAGGAACCACGUAUCUGACCGCUCGCUCUGUGUAUACAGGAACCACAUAUCUGACCGCUCGCUCUGUGUAUACAGGAACCACGUAUCUGACCGCUCGCUCUGUGUAUACAGGAACCACGUAUCUGACCGCUCGCUCUGUGUAUACAGGAACCACGUAUCUGACCGCUCGCUCUGUGUAUACAGGAACCACGUAUCUGACCGCUCGCUCUGUGUAUACAGGAACCACGUAUCUGACCGCUCGCUCUGUGUAUACAGGAACCACGUAUCUGACCGCUCGCUCUGUGUAUA